UCCGGGCCUCGGCGUCCUCCGGCGCCCCGGGCCCCGCGCCUCCUCGGGGGGGCGGCGGCGGCGGCGGCGGCGAUGUUCUCAGUCCUGUCGUACGGGCGGCUGGUGGCCCGCGCCGUCCUCGGCGGCCUGUCGCAGACCGACCCCAGGGCGGGCGGCGGCGGCGGCGGCGGUGGCGGCGGCGGCGGCGGCAGCGGCGACUACGGGCUGGUGACGGCGGGCUGCGGCUUCGGCAAGGACUUCCGUAAGGGCCUGCUCAAGAAAGGCGCGUGCUACGGGGACGACGCGUGCUUCGUGGCCCGCCACCGCUCGGCCGACGUGCUGGGAGUUGCAGAUGGCGUUGGAGGAUGGAGAGACUAUGGAGUGGACCCAUCUCAGUUCUCAGGGACUUUAAUGCGAACAUGUGAGCGGUUAGUAAAAGAAGGACGCUUCGUUCCCAGCAACCCUGUUGGGAUUCUUACCACGAGCUACUGUGAAUUGCUGCAAAACAAAGUACCUUUGCUGGGUAGCAGCACAGCCUGCAUCGUGGUACUGGACAGAAGUAGCCACCGCUUGCACACGGCAAACCUGGGUGACUCGGGCUUCUUGGUGGUCCGGGGUGGCGAAGUCGUGCACCGGUCUGAUGAGCAGCAGCAUUACUUCAACACUCCAUUCCAGCUCUCCAUCGCUCCCCCGGAGGCUGAGGGGGUCGUCCUGAGUGACAGCCCCGACGCUGCUGACAGCACGUCUUUCGACGUCCAGUUAGGAGACAUCAUCCUCACAGCAACAGAUGGGCUUUUUGACAACAUGCCUGAUUAUAUGAUCCUUCAGGAGCUGAAGAAACUGAAGAAUUCAAAUUACGAGAGUAUACAACGGACUGCAAGGAGCAUUGCUGAGCAAGCGCACGAGCUGGCCUAUGACCCAAAUUAUAUGUCACCUUUUGCACAGUUUGCGUGUGACAACGGGUUGAAUGUGAGAGGUGGCAAGCCAGAUGACAUCACUGUCCUCCUCUCCAUCGUGGCUGAGUACACGGACUGAUUGGCCACGCUGGCGACUCCUGCCUUUCCCUUGUUGCCCACUUUCCCUGCCAUGUGUGCUGAUCCUGCUGGCAGGACCACGUUUCUUUGCCACUGAUCUCAGUGGCCAAUGACGGACGCCUGGCCCAUGUUUGAGACCCAUUGCGAUCCUUGUUGAGAACCACUACUGUCAUCCACUAGCCCGGACCUGCUGGUGACCGCCAAGAGAAUCGAGGUGACUGCUUCCUUCUCCUGGAGGUUUUCAAAGCCUUUUCCUUUUCAAAAGCAGUUGAAGUUUUGAGACUAAGUAAUGUUGGUAAAGUGAAUUUAAAAUUUCA
Messenger RNA from Peromyscus eremicus (cactus mouse), 1330 nucleotides. RefSeq names its product protein phosphatase targeting COQ7 (gene Pptc7). Bases 73 to 1014 code for a protein of 313 amino acids. The record is from RefSeq and is a predicted model, not a curated record. NCBI's taxonomy places the organism in Eukaryota, Metazoa, Chordata, Mammalia, Rodentia, Cricetidae. The transcript is spliced from 6 exons.